Malus domestica (apple) is the source of this 3060-nucleotide messenger RNA. Lineage: Eukaryota; Viridiplantae; Streptophyta; Magnoliopsida; Rosales; Rosaceae. The record is from RefSeq and is a predicted model, not a curated record.
AUGAGACCAGCAAAUGUGGAUGAGGAGCAAGUCAAGUUGAGGGCAUUCCCAUUUACAUUAGAAGCCAAGGCAAAUGAGUGGCUUUACAAUUUACCUCCGGGAUCAAUGAACACAUGGAACCAGGUGAAGCAAGCAUUUUUGGAGCAAUAUUUUCCGGCCACAAAAGCUGCAAGCAUAAAGAAGGACAUAUGUGCAAUCCGACAACAACAUGGAGAGCCCUUUGGAGAUUACUAUGAGCGAUUCACACAUUUGGUUGCAUCUUGUCCUAAUCAUCAAAUUUCAGAGCAUCUUUUAAUACAGUAUUUUUAUGAAGGAUUAUGUGGUACUGAUCGUGUAAUGCUUGAUGCAGCAAGUGGACGAGCAUUCAUGGACAAGACACCAAUAAAUGCUAAGGCAUUAUUAAAGAACAUUGCUGGCAAUAAUACACGACAAUUUGGAGGGAGAGAUGAGCUACCUCUUAAGAAAGUUAACGAGGUAAGUGCUAAUUCUAGUAUUGAAUUACAAUUAGCUAACUUGACUGAGCUACCUCUUAAGAAAGUUAACGAGUCCUAUCAAAUUUUUGGCGCCGUUGCCGGGGACAUGACACCAAUAAAUGCUAAGGCAUUAUUAAAGAACAUUGCUGGCAAUACACGAAAAUUUGGAGGGAGAGAUGAGCUACCUUUUAAGAAAGUUAACGAGAAAACAGACAAAGCAAUUGAAAACCUUGAGCGCCAAAUGAGUCAGUUAGCAAGUUUGAUGAGGCAACAACACCAACCAGGAAGGCUGCCUAGCCAAACCGUGGUGAAUCCAAAUGCGGAGCAGAUGAAUGUUGUGACUUUAAGGAGUGGAAAAGAAGUUUUUAAGCAGUUGAGGAUGCAAAAGAGGACUAGAAAAGACACAAUUGAACAAGGGGAGCUACAAACCAAGAAUCUUGAGCAAGAUGAGGCUUCAAUAGAAACUGAAAAGUCUCCUAAAGAUACAGAAUUGAACAAAAACGAUUCUGAUAAGCAAAAUGAUAAGGAAAUCUUGGAUACUUUCCGGAAAGUCCAAGUGAACUUACCUCUUUUAGAUGCCAUAAAACAAAUGUCCAAGUAUGCAAAGUUCCUUAAAGAGCUUUGUAUGAACAAGAGGAGAUUCAAUGAUCAAGAAACUGUGGCAUUAAGUGAGGAAGUAUCAGCUGUUUUGCAGAGAAAACUGCCACCGAAGUUAAAGGAUGCCGGUAGCUUUACCAUUCCAUGUGUAAUCGGAGGGAAAGAGUUUGGGAGAGCCUUGUGCGAUUUUGGGGCAUCCAUUAAUCUGAUGCCAUAUUCAGUGUAUGAGUCAUUGAACCUUGGAGACUUGAAGGAAACAAAGGUAGUAAUCCAGUUGACAGAUCGUUCAAAUAGAUAUCCCAAAGGCCUAUUGGAGGAUGUACUUGUGCAACUGAAUGAGCUCAUUUUUCCCGCUGAUUUUUUUGUUCUUGAGAUGGAACAUGACCCUAUGCCUACUGCACUUCCUCUUAUAUUGGGAAGACCAUUCCUUAGAACAGCACGGACAAAGAUUGAUGUCUACGAUGGUACCUUAACCAUGGAAAUUGAUGGAGAAAGUGUCAAGUUCAAAAUCUUCAAUGCUAUGAGGUACCCUAGUGAUUUAGAAUCUUGUUUGUCUAUUGAUGCGUUUGACUAUUUUGUGCAGGAUUGUUUUAAUGAAGGUGUGGGACAAGAUAAUUUGGAAAAGGCAUUAGUGCAUAGCAUUACACAUGGAAAUUUUAAUUAUUCAAAGCACAUUGAAGAAGAAUUAAUCCAAACAGUGGCCUCUCUUGAGUCUCUUUCACCAAUUUGUGGUAAGUGUUCUUCCUAUUUUAUUUCUCUUCCUACUUCUAACAAAAAAACUCUUCCUUUUGUGAUUCAGGCACCUAAAUUGGAGCUUAAACCGAUCCCUGAAUAUCUGAAGUAUGCAUUUUUGGGAGAGGAUGAAACAUUACCAGUCAUCAUAUCGUCACAACUCACAGCAGAAGAGGGGGAGAAACUGAUCCGGGUACUGAAGGAUCACAAAACUGCCAUAGCUUGGAGCAUUGCAGAUAUCAAAGGUAUAAAUCCAGCUACAUGUAUGCAUAGGAUUCUGCUGGAAGAAGGUGGAAAACCAACUAGGGAAGCUCAACGCCGUUUGAACCCACUCAUGAUGGAGGUCGUUAAGAAAGAGGUUAUCAAACUUCUUGAUGUUGGCAUCAUAUAUCCUAUUUCGGACAGCAAGUGGGUGAGCCCUAUUCAAGUAAUUCCGAAGCGAUCCGGAGUCACAGUUGUUAAGAAUGAAGCUAGUGAGCUAGUGCCUACACAUGUGCAAAAUAGUUGGAGAAUUGCAGUUGCUCCGGAGAAUCAAGAAAAUACGACUUUCACAUGUCCAUUUGGCACAUUUGCAUAUCGAAGGAUGCCGUUUGGACUUUGCAACGCUCCCGCCACAUUUCAAAGGUGUAUGAGUGUGGUAGCAUUCAACAAGCUUAAGGAGUUGUUAUCCACGGCUCCACCAGAUUGGAGUUUACCUUUUGAGUUGAUGUGUGAUGCUUCAGACUAUGAUGUUGGUGCAGUUCUAGGGCAGCGUGUCAACAAAGUGCCACAUGUCAUCUAUUAUGCAUCUCGAACACUCAAUGAUGCACAAUUGAAUUAUUCAACAACAGAGAAUGAGCUUCUAGCUGUUGUAUUUGCUUUAGAAAAAUUUAGAUCUUAUCUGAUUGAGACUAAAGUUAUUGUGUUUUCUGACCAUGCAGCUUUGAAGUAUCUACUCACAAAAAAAGAUGCAAAACCGCGACUCAUUCGAUGGAUACUUCUGCUUCAAGAGUUUGACUUGGAGAUCAAGGAUAAGAAAGGGAGUGAAAAUGUUGUAGCAGAUCAUCUUAGCCGAUUUGUGCAUUCAAACACAGAGAAAGAUCUCAUCCCUUUACGUGAGAGUUUUCCGGAUGAGCAAUUAUUUUCAUUAAAGAUUACUGACCCUUGGUAUGCAGAUAUUAUCAAUUACAAGGUCAUCAAAAAGAUUCCGGAUGAUUAUACAUGUGCUCAAAAAGAUAAGCUUGUCAAAACUGCCAAAUACUACGAGUGGGUGGGAUGA